AUGCUGAGGGGACUUGUCUUUUCUAACAAUAGACUUCUACUAUUUAAAAACUCCAUGAUGCUUAAUAAAAUCAGUGGAAACAGCACCAAUAAGGACUUGCUGAUCAUAUUUUCAAGAAAAUUACAAACUACUUCCAAGGUUAAAGAACCAGCUGUUUCUUCUAUUGCUUCAAACACUUCUAAUACUUCUAAUCGAUUUGCAUUUAAUUUUAGUAAAAGUAACAAUGAUAAUAAAAAUAGUAAUAUGGACAACAUCGGUAAUGCAAACUCCAAUAAUAAUACUGGUAAGCAACUUAAAUUGUGGUCUAGUUAUUCGUUACCAUCGAAGGAGACUCUUUUAAGACAACAAGAAAAACAAAAAGAAAAACAACUUGCCAAACAAAAUGACAAGAGUCCCAUAAGUACUAGCAGUGUAACCAAGAAUAAAAAAUCAAAAAGAAGAUUAAGACCGUAUAAGAAUUUAAUUUCCUUAACGCCUAAUGCUAUAAAUCAUCUCAAGCAACUGUUAAACCAGCCAGAACCUAAGCUAAUAAGGAUAACUGUUAGAAAUAGGGGAUGUUCAGGCCUAACUUAUGAUUUAAAUUAUAUCACACAUCCUGGCAAAUUCGAUGAAGUUGUGGAACAAGAUGGUAUUAAGGUAAUUAUAGAUUCCAAAGCUUUGUUUAGCAUUGUUGGUAGCGAAAUGGAUUGGAUUGAUGAUAGAUUAUCUUCAAGGUUUGUGUUUAAAAAUCCAAAUUCAAAGGGAACUUGUGGUUGUGGAGAAAGUUUUAUGGUUUGA
Saccharomycodes ludwigii is the source of this 777-nucleotide messenger RNA. RefSeq names its product Fe-binding Fe/S cluster assembly protein ISA1 (gene ISA1). The coding region runs from base 1 to 777 and encodes 258 amino acids. Gene Ontology annotation, biological process: iron-sulfur cluster assembly. NCBI's taxonomy places the organism in Eukaryota, Fungi, Ascomycota, Saccharomycetes, Saccharomycodales, Saccharomycodaceae. The transcript has a single exon. Gene Ontology annotation, cellular component: mitochondrion; cytoplasm. Gene Ontology annotation, molecular function: 2 iron, 2 sulfur cluster binding. The record is from RefSeq and is a predicted model, not a curated record.